Messenger RNA from Camelina sativa (false flax), 705 nucleotides. The record is from RefSeq and is a predicted model, not a curated record. Lineage: Eukaryota; Viridiplantae; Streptophyta; Magnoliopsida; Brassicales; Brassicaceae.
UCCAAAUUAGAGAGACUAAGUAACUCAAGAAAGAUUGAAGUUAACACAAAAAACACAAUGAUGAUCCUAAGGCUGGCUCUAGCGGCUGUCAUCUCUGCCUACGCAGCCGCACAACCAGCCUCAACGUCGUCGUCGCUUGUAACUUAUAUAUUCGGCGACUCUCUAACCGAAGUUGGUAACAACAAUUAUUUGCAAUAUUCCCUAGCGAGAGCAGACUUUCCAUAUUAUGGGAUUGAUUUCUCUGGUGGUAAAACUACCGGAAGAUUUACCAACGGUCGGACUAUUGGCGAUAUCAUAUCUACAAAGCUUGGGAUUCCAUCGCCACCACCAUAUCUAUCAUUAUCACAAAACGAUGACGCAUAUCUCAGUGGUAUCAAUUACGCAUCUGGAGGAGCUGGAAUUCUCAAUGAAACUGGCAUUUACUUCAUUCAAAGGCUGACGUUCGAUGAUCAAAUAAAUUGUUUCAAGAAAACUAAAGAAGUUAUUAGGGCGAAAAUCGGAGAUCGAGCUGCAAGCAAGCAUGUCAAUGAUGCCAUGUACUUCAUUGGUUUGGGAAGCAACGAUUAUGUAAACAAUUUCUUGCAGCCAUUUAUGGCAGAUGGGCAACAAUAUACACACGAUGAGUUUGUCGAACUUUUGAGCUCAACCCUACACAACCAGCUUACGACAAUAUACAAAUUAGGAGCGAGGAAGGGUUUAAGAUAG